GGCACACCCUGGCACACCCUAGGGAUGAAUUUAAAACUUGAGUAUGAAUUGUACCCGCUGCACUGUUGAAUAUCGAAACCUGAAGCUGAACAUUGCGCGUGCAUGUUUGGAAGACGUAUUCAGCCAAAUUUAGGGAAUUAAAUUAUCAAAACCGAUCUUUUGUCACGAUUCCUCAAUGUUCGCGCUCGUUCAGUUUAUCAGAAGAAAACUCGGUCUCCGGUUGAAGCCGCUGGCCUCCGAAGUGCUCACAGCGCAUCUUCUGCAACGGGGUACACCUGAGUGGACGUCAUACUUUGUCAAAUACAGUGACGUGGCCAGCGACCAGCGCGGUCUGUCGCACUUCAACUGGAGCGCGGGCGGCGUCAACUACCACAUCUUGCGGACCGGCUGCUACCCGUACAUGAAGUACCACUGCUCCAGGCGGCCGCGCCAGGACCUCCGGCUGGAGGACGGUCUGUUCCGCGCGCUCAAGUGGAUCAACCUGGGCAUCCCGUGCGCGGCCUACGGGCUGGCGGCGUGCUUCCUGAUCCGGCACACGGAGCUGGUGCACACCAAGGCCGGAGUGGUGCCCAUUUACUUCCUCUAUGAGGAGGACAAGGGGGCGAUGUUCUGAGUGGGAUUUUGAAAAUGUGUCCGAUUGAUAUUGUUAGUGUGAUUCAAUGGUAACGUAAAUAUCUAGUCGAAUCUAGUUGUUGUGGGUGAUAAUGUGACAGUGUAGGAAGAGGAACGUAUGCGAACAUAUGAAUUAGCUCACGUUGAAGCGAAUAUAGCGGAUACGUUACCGCAUCGUGGCCCGCUCAGCUACCAGUCUUUCUUGGUAAUCGAUGUUAGUUACUUGACAUGAUUGUGAAUGCUCGAUUAUACUUGAGCUAAAAUGUCGCUUUUUAUAGGCUAUAGCACUCAUUUUAGGCCGAAGAACAUUGAACAACUGCUGUUCUGGAACACUUGACCUUUGCAGCUCUGAUACGCGUUUGUUUGCUGCAUUAGCCAGGUUUGAAACGGUACCGUUUUGUAAAUGCUUUUUUUUAGUAAAUAAAUGCAUUUACCCGA
Amphibalanus amphitrite is the source of this 1050-nucleotide messenger RNA. RefSeq lists its product as uncharacterized. The transcript has 2 exons. Bases 176 to 613 code for a protein of 145 amino acids. The record is from RefSeq and is a predicted model, not a curated record. Lineage: Eukaryota; Metazoa; Arthropoda; Thecostraca; Balanomorpha; Balanidae.